Molecule: messenger RNA, 2134 nt
Organism: Brachypodium distachyon (stiff brome)
Lineage: Eukaryota; Viridiplantae; Streptophyta; Magnoliopsida; Poales; Poaceae
Product: U3 small nucleolar ribonucleoprotein protein MPP10
Exons: 12
Coding region: 61-1752 (563 amino acids)
Biological process (GO): rRNA processing
Cellular component (GO): sno(s)RNA-containing ribonucleoprotein complex; small-subunit processome; Mpp10 complex
Source: RefSeq, a predicted model, not a curated record
UCUCUCCUUCUUCCGCACCCCCAAUCAAUCAAAGCCAAUUCGCUCCCAGCCACCACGGCAAUGGCGGUGGACUCGGGCUCGCCGCUGGCCGCGGAGAAGGGCGAGGCGGCGCUCCAGCAGCUGCGGCAGGCCGACCCGUCCCUCUACCUAUCCCCUUCCGCUAACCUCGCCGCCGCCGCGCGGGCGGCCCUCAAGCACCUCCACUCCUCGCUCGCUGUAGCCUCUCCGGUGCAGCCGCCGCCGCUCCAGGACCUGCUGGCUGGCCCUGAGUUCGACGCGGAGCAGAUCUGGUCCCAGAGCGAGCUGCUUGCCCGCCCACUCCUCCCCCACCUCCACCGCCAGCUCCGCCGCCUCGAGCACCAGGCGCCGCCUCCUGAGCCGUCGAAGCCUGCCGAGGCCGAGGAGGAGGAGGAAGUGUCAGAAGAUGAGGAGGGUGGAGAUGGUGAUGAUGGGGAUGAGUUGAAUGAGGCAGAGCUGGAGGACAUUGAUGACGAGUUGGAAUCGGGGGAGGAUGAGGAUGAGGAGGAGGAGGAGGAUGAUGAAGAAGAGGAAACGGAGGAGUUGGAGGGGAAAGCUGGAAACAGGGUGGAGGACAAGUUCCUCAAGAUAAAUGAGCUGGAAAAGUUUCUGGAGCAGGGGGAAGAAGCAGAGUAUGGUGGGAGUUCCAAGGAAGGAGAGAAGAAGAAGAAGAAGAAGGCAGGCGUGAACUGGAUGGAGGACGAGAGUGAUGAGGACAUGGAUGAAGACGGCGACGAAGAUGAAGAUGAUGACGAUUUGGAUUUAGAAGAUAUUGAGUACGAUGAUGAUGAAGAGGAUGGAGGAAAAUCUGGCGGAGAUAUAAGGUAUGAGGAUUUUUUUGAGGGAAAAACUAAGCAACAAGUCAAAAAGAGAAACGGUUCCACAAAGAAAGUUCAAUUCAAGGAUGAAUUACAUGAAGUUAAAGUGGAUCACACUGAGAAUGAUGAUGGAAAUGUUGGCCCAGCAUUAGAGGAUGAACAGGGUCUUUCAACUCAUGAGAAGGAGCGCCUGAAGAUGCAUGCUAAAAUUGAGCAGAUGGAGAAAGCUAGUCUUGAACCCAGUGUAUGGACCAUGAAAGGAGAGGUUACUGCUUCCAGCAGGCCCAGAAAUAGUGCCCUGGAAGUGGACCUUGAUUUUGAGCACAAUGUAAGACCUGCCCCAGUAAUUACGGAGGAAGUCACAGCUUCUCUCGAGGAGAUGAUAAAGAAAAGAAUUGCGGAGGGUCAUUUUGAUGAUGUUGAAAAGCCUUCAACCCUGCCGUCUAAAGCUCCAAAGGAGCAAAAGGAGAUGGAUGAAAACAAGAGUAAGAAGGGUCUUGCUGAACUUUAUGAGGAAGAUUAUGUGAAAGAAGCUGGCCUUGCACCUGCCCCACUUUCUAUUUCAGAUGAACUAAAGAAAGAGGCAAAUACUUUAUUUAAGAGGAUAUGCUUGAAGUUGGAUGCACUGUCCCAUUUCCACUUUGCUCCGAAGCCGGUCAUUGAGGAUAUGUCUAUACAAGCAAAUGUGCCUGCUCUAGCAAUGGAAGAGGUUGCGCCUGUAGCCGUUUCAGAUGCUGCAAUGCUUGCCCCGGAAGAAGUUUUCGAAGGAAAAGGUGAUAUUAAAGAGGAAGCAGAACUUACACAAGCCGAGCGCAAAAGAAGAAGAGCCAACAAGAAAAGGAGAUAUGCAGAAUCACAUAAGGAUAAACCAGCAGAAUCACACAAGGAGAGACCAGCCAAGUUGCAGAAAGAUUAACCCCAAAUAUGGAGGAAGCUGCUGUUACCUGCUACUCCAAACCUUUGGCAACCGGUGGUUGUUCAAGCCCAACAGUGCAGAUGCUCUGGUUUCGCCAGUGACCCUUUGUCUUGUAAUUUGAUGCCUGAUCUGCAAUUUAAGGUUCUGGUGUAACCAUUUUUCGAGCUUUCCUUGCAGUGUAGAAGUAGAAAGUAUAUCUUCAAUCAAACAAUCAUUUUUUGGAAGAAUUUUGUGGGGCAAUAUGUUUUGUUUGGGCUAGGUAAACCGAGAAAGGAAAUGCAAUUGCUAAAAAAUGUUGUUCACUAUGUCAGCUCCUUGUAUUCAAAAGUGUUCAAAACUUCAGGAGGCUGAUGGCAAAUUUAGAAGUCUGAACCAUACUGAA